CCACAGAGGGGAAAAACCAUCAGACAGUGACACUUGUCUCAUGUGCUCAGUCGCUUCACCUGCAGCAUACUCCGCCAGCAUGACUUCUGUCAAUGAUUUCCAAUUCCUUCUCCCAGUUCUGUUUGUAUGGAUACUGAAUAUUAAGGCCUGCGCGUCUGAGAACAUCAGCACCACAGCCUACUAUGAUUAUACUGACCACAGUAUGGAUUACAGUGAAUAUGCCACACAGUGUGUCAAGCAAUCCAACCGUGAAUUUCGCCUCUGGUUCAUGCCAACCUUCUAUUCAAUCAUCUGCUUCCUGGGCCUGGUGGGGAACAUACUGGUAAUCCUCACCUUCUUCUACUUCAAACGUCUGAAGACCAUGACUGAUGUGUACCUGCUCAACCUGUCAUUUGCAGACCUGCUCUUUGCCCUGUCGCUCCCCUUCUGGGCAGCCAAUUCCAUGACAGAAUGGGUGCUAGGCCUGGCUGUGUGCAAGAUGAUGCACACUAUCUACAAGGUCAGCUUCUACAGCAGCAUGCUCCUCCUGUCAUGCAUCAGCGUGGACAGGUACUUCGCCAUCGCCAAGGCCGUGUCUGCCCAUCGCCACCGCUCCCAAGCUGUGUUUUUCAGCAAGGUGUCAUCGGCUAUCAUCUGGGUCAUGGCUAUGAUUUUCUCCGUACCAGAAAUGACAUACGCUGCUGUCAAUAACAAAACCUGUUCCCUUUAUACCGGCACCUCUGACCAACUCCGUGUCAGCAUCCAGAUAAGCCAGAUUGUUUUGGGUUUUGCCAUACCACUCCUGAUCAUGGGCUUCUGCUACAGCAUCAUUGUUUACACCCUCUGCCAGGCCCGCAACUUUGAACGGAAUAAGGCCAUCAAGGUGAUCUUUGCUGUGGUGGCUGUCUUCCUCUUCUGCCAGGUGCCUUACAACAUUGUCCUGUUUAUGACCACAGCUGAUGCAGCCGGAGGGGGCAGCACAGACUGCAACUACGACAACAACCUCCUCUACGCCAAUGAUGUCACUCAGUGUGUGGCCUUCCUGAGGUGCUGCCUGAACCCCUUUGUCUAUGCCUUUGUUGGUGUGAAGUUUCGCAAUGACCUGCUGAAGCUACUGAAGGACUGGGGCUGCAUGAGCCAGGAGAUGUUCUUCAGGUACACCUGUGGCAAGAGGAGGAGCUCAGCACCCACAGACACCGAGACUACUACCACCUUCUCUCCCUAAAACUGCCAAUGUAGCCUCCCUAUCAAAUGUUUUGCCACGGAGAACUACCUACACAGAACAGUCGAUCACACAGCGGACUGAAGACUGUUAUAAUGGAAGUUACGAACCAGAAAAUAGCAGAAAAUACUGAGUUAUCACCAGAAACAUAUAAUUUCAAAAUAUUUUCACAUGCAGACAGCACAUGUUAUCAUAUGUACAGCAUAAGCUUUUAUUCACUCAACAUCAAAUACUUUUCGAUGUAUCAUCUAAGUGUAUUUCUCUGGAAUUCUGGUUACCAUAUCGGUAGUUUCAACCUGGCAGAGUGUGCUCAGUAGAGUAAAGAUAUCCGCCAGGUGUACCUCCCCCUCUCUGGUGCUUGGACUGGUAAAAAAAAAAAAAAAAAAAACAGCUGGGGAGUUACCACUCAUUUGCUGUAUACCACCACCACCACCUUUUUAAAAAUGUGUUAUACGAAAUUGUUGUGGGUCGAUUAAAGUGAGGACAUUUUAGACUCACCUCACGAAAAAGUGGAAUAAGCACAUCAUUUCCUGGUGGAGUGCUCAUGGCUCUCACCGUUGGACUUACUGAUAAAUUACAUGCUUAUUCCAUGUUUUUUGUCAGCUGAGUAUAAAUGAUACUCACUUCAAUCAGCAAUUCUGCAGUGUAUUAUUCAGCAACUAUUUUUUGAUUAGCUUUGUUCUUAUUUCCAAGCCUAAGCAAUGCAUUGUCUAUACUGCUGUAAUAUUUUUUAUGUCACAAAACUGAAACCUUAACAGCUAAAUGCUACCUUGAAAACUAUGUUUUUAAAAGUAUAAGUUAAUCUUUUCUGUGUCUCAUCUUUGUAUGCAUGGCAUGCCAUUUAUCAAACUUCCUGUAAGUGUAGUCCUGUUACUAUAAAGGCUGCGUGCACCAUGCAGUCAUGCAGUUCAACAAACCACAGGAAAAACCUCUGUUCUAUCCUGUUGAUACCUGUUCUUUCCUGUACAUUAUAUUUGCAACAUUGUAAAAGCAAUUAAAUGAGACUGAAAAGCUGUAGCAAAUAUUUACUUCUUUCCUACUUAGAUUUACUAAUU
Messenger RNA from Myripristis murdjan (pinecone soldierfish), 2256 nucleotides. It is a transcript of the gene ccr7, whose product is annotated as chemokine (C-C motif) receptor 7. Gene Ontology annotation, cellular component: membrane; external side of plasma membrane. Gene Ontology annotation, molecular function: chemokine (C-C motif) ligand 21 binding; chemokine (C-C motif) ligand 19 binding; C-C motif chemokine 19 receptor activity. The record is from RefSeq and is a predicted model, not a curated record. The transcript has 3 exons. The coding region runs from base 41 to 1204 and encodes 387 amino acids. Gene Ontology annotation, biological process: calcium-mediated signaling; cell chemotaxis; immune response. Lineage: Eukaryota; Metazoa; Chordata; Actinopteri; Holocentriformes; Holocentridae.